Python bivittatus (Burmese python) is the source of this 2311-nucleotide messenger RNA. RefSeq names its product POC5 centriolar protein (gene POC5). Gene Ontology annotation, biological process: eye photoreceptor cell development. The record is from RefSeq and is a predicted model, not a curated record. Gene Ontology annotation, cellular component: photoreceptor connecting cilium. Lineage: Eukaryota; Metazoa; Chordata; Lepidosauria; Squamata; Pythonidae.
GUUUGAAACUGCCAGGCUUUUGCUGCGGAAAAGAGGAGUGGCGGCUGCUCCUCAGUUUCUUUCUCCUCGCAGGCGCAGUUCACUCGUGGAAUUGUUCAGAUUAAGUCCUCUUGACAGACUGCCCUCUUCCUUAAUGUGCUGACCUACAACUCCUACCAUUCCCAGCAAUUACGGCUGGAAGUCAACACUUCUGGGAGGCAUCAGGCUGGGAAGGAUGAUUUCCUCAUCAAGUCAUCUUUUAUUACUAGAUGAAAUACUUUAAUGCGAGAUGUCAUCAUCUGAAGAGAAAAGCACAAGUCCUGUUUUACCAAAAGAUUCUGAUCGAGGCAGUUCUGUCUCUUCUGAUCUUCAGGAUGAAUAUGAAGAGCUGCUUCGUUAUGCUGUAGUUACCCCUAAAUUUGAGCCAAGUGCAUUACAACAGUCAGAUCACGUGGAGGUUCGUCAGAUAUCUGCAGGAAAGAGUCCGGUAAUGAAUGACUGCAGGCAUGAAAGUGCAGGAAUGAAAUGGAGGAAACAUGGAAGAGCUCCAGAUCUUGCAACAUCUAGUCGAACAACAAGAAUAGAAGUUUCAGCAUCAGUAAAGGAGUCAGCUCAUGUGGAUAUGGAAAGACUUUGCCCAGUCCGUUCAGAAGAAAGUUCUUCACCAGGGUCCUCAUCUAGUCAAAGAGAUCUUCAAGAGACAUAUGUAACUGACUUGAGCCUUUCAGAUGAAAGAGUGACCCAAAUAGAGAGCAUACUUGAUCUGUGGAGUGGCAGCCUUAAAACUAAUGUUUUGACUGAGCUGAGGAAAUGGAAACUUCAUUUUAUUGAACAUCAUACAUUAGAAAUGAGGCAAGAAAGAGAGAAACAUGCAGCCCAUGUGAGACAAUUGACUAAUCAGAUGGAAAACUUGAAGGAAUUGCUACAUACUUAUGAGAUUUCCAUAGGGAGAAAGGAUGAGGUAAUUGCAAAUCUAACACAUGCAAUUGAGAAACAAAAGGACAGGAUAGAAUUAAUGAAGAAAUUCACAAAAUGGCGACUUCAGCAUUUUGUAGGCAAACAAAAGGCCAGAGAAGAGGUAUACACAAACAGACUGGCUGAUCGGCUGUAUGAAAUAGGUUUGUUGAAGAAAGCCUGGGCAGUUUGGCGAUCCCACAUUCGUAAAAAAUGGAAAGAAACCAUGGAAAGGGCUGUUCAGUCAAGUGCGGAAUCUCUGCGUGCUGAAUUGUCCAAUGACUAUGAAACAAAAUUUCAAGCGUUAAAUGUCGCACUAGAGGAAACCAGAUCUGAACUUAUUGAAAUGCAGAACAAAAGACAAGAUUAUGAAGAUGCCAUGAAAAAGGCCUUCAUGCGUGGUGUCUGUGCACUGAAUCUGGAAGCAAUGACCAUAUUUCAGGGCAAAGACUUCAAAUUUGACCCUGUGGUUGAUCUAUCAGAAAAGAAAGCAGAACCUGGUGCUGGCACUGGUGGACCUACGGCAAAACUUUCUUCAUUUCAGUAUGAUCAACCUAUGCCAUCUACUUCCUCACUGCCGCCACCACCACCACCUCCUCAUUCUGUUCCAACUGCAGCUCCUAGUUCUACUCCUAAAGAUGAUCUGUUUUCUUCACACCAAGGCCAUGCAGUAACAUCUCAAACCAGAUUAGAUUCUGCUGCUGUAUUAACAACCUGUGGUGCUGCUAUAGGAUCAGGCACAACGUCUAUUUCAAAACUGCCCAUGACUAGGGUGGUGACAUCAGCUCAACAGAAGGCUGGAAGGACAGUCACUGCUAAAAUCACUGGUCGUCCAGAUUUUGCAACAAAGAAUCGUAUUUGCAGUAACUUAGAUGUGUUGGGUGUUUCGCCCCCCAUGAAUUCUGUUGUGGUGGAGAAACAUCAUCCCAUCACUCAGCAAACUAUAUCUCAAGCUACUGCUGCUAAAUAUCCUCGAACUCUGCACCAGUUUUCUAGUGCUAUCAGCAUAAGACAUCUAGGACACAAUGGGAAAACUCAUACCGAGGCUCACAGCAACAUCCAGUCAAUAAAGGUAGUGGAGUAGGUUCGCAGGUUAAAAUGCUUGUAUUUUAUUUUAAGUGUGUGGAGAAAAUUUUCCAAGUUAUAGUUUAAAAUGCUCCCUAGUGUUUGCAGAUUAAUGGAAUAAUAACCCAAGGAUGCAUCAUGUUUUUCCUCUCAGUAAUGUAGAUGUAAAGAUAUUCUGAAGCAUAAAAAAUACGCCACCCAAGUUGGCACAAUGUAGUUCUGUAUAACUGCAAAUAAGGUAUACUUGAAAUUUUUACUUUCUUAAACUUAUUAAAUAUGCUUAUUUAAUGUUUUUAAUAAAAAGGAAGUAUUG